Molecule: messenger RNA, 5211 nt
Organism: Synchiropus splendidus (mandarinfish)
Lineage: Eukaryota; Metazoa; Chordata; Actinopteri; Syngnathiformes; Callionymidae
Product: connector enhancer of kinase suppressor of ras 2-like
Exons: 22
Coding region: 394-3249 (951 amino acids)
Biological process (GO): regulation of signal transduction
Cellular component (GO): membrane; cytoplasm
Molecular function (GO): protein binding
Source: RefSeq, a predicted model, not a curated record
GUCUGUUGACGAGGGAGGAUGCUCCAGCCUCCUCAAGCCCUCAAGUCCCGAGCAACAGUCCGUUGGUUGUUCCUGCUGCUCCUCACGGGGCUCGGACGUGAUUCUGGGAGCCGGUUCGAGCAGCGGGGACCCGGCGGUUGGACCGAGCCUGACUUGAAUGACAAGUAACGGAGCCUUUUCAUGACAACAAGCAGCGGAAUGUGCUCAAGUCUGGACCGCGACCGGGCUCUAUGAAGGCAUCGAUCAGUCUCGAUCUCUCAGCGGAACCGAAGCACAACUUCAGCCCUCAAAUCCCGGCGUUAUUUUUUGGUGUUUUCACGGUUUGAUUUUUGAAUCUCGAAGGCGCGGCGGUUGUUGGGGGUGUGUUUCUUUUGUCACCCAACUUCUGCCUCCAUGGCUCUGGUGAUGGAGCCCGUGAGCAAGUGGAGCUCCAGCCAGGUGGUGGACUGGAUGAAAGGACUGGACGACUGCCUGCAGCAGUACAUCAAGACCUUCGAGCGGGAGAAAGUGGAGGGGGACCAGCUGCUGAGAAUCACCCACCAGGAGCUGGAGGACUUGGGAGUGUCCAGAAUCGGCCACCAGGAACUCAUCCUGGAGGCUGUGGACUUGCUCUGCGCCCUGAAUUACGGCCUAGAAACGGAGAAUCUAAAGACCCUGUCCCACAAGCUCAACGCCUCGGCGAAGAACUUGCAGAACUUCAUCACCGGGAGGCGCCGCAGCGGGCACUACGACGGUCGCGCCACCCGCAAACUGCCCAACGACUUCCUGACCUCAGUGGUGGAUCUGAUCGCUGCUGCCAAGAGUCUCCUGGCCUGGCUGGACAGGUGCUCUUUCUUCUUCAGGUCGCCCUUCGCAGCUGUGGCAGAUUAUUCGGUCACGAGGAACAGCGUCAUCCAGCUGUGUCUGGAGCUCACCACCAUCGUCCAGCAGGACUGCACGGUCUAUGAGACGGAGAACAAAAUCCUCAAUGUGUGUAAAACGCUGUCAGAGGUCUGCGACCACAUCAUCUCUCUGUCCUCGGGUCCCACCGUGUCCCAGGCCGCACAUUUGGAGGUGGUCCAGUUAGCCAAUGUCAAGUCUACUGAAGGACUGGGCAUGUACAUCAAGUCCACGUACGACGGUCUGCACGUGAUCACGGGGACGACCGAGGGGUCCCUGGCUGACCGCUGCAAGAAAAUCCAUGCAGGAGAUGAAGUCAUUCAGGUCAACCAUCAGACCGUGGUGGGCUGGCAGCUGAAGAACCUGGUGAACUUGCUGCGUGGAGACCCAGCAGGCGUCACCCUGACACUGAAGAAGCGGCCGCAGAGCACGCUCACGUCUACGCCAGCUCUGCUCAAGAACAUGAGAUGGAAACCGUUGGCUCUGCAGCCCCUCUUCCCUCAGAGCCCCAGCAGCAGCGUGGCAACGCCUACCAGCACUUUGAGCACGCCGUCCAGGAAGAAUAGCUGUGCUCUGCAGGACUUGUUCAUCCCUCCCCCUCCAGCAGAACCCUAUACUCCCAGAGACGAGAAGGAAGAUCUCGAUGCGGACGAUCCUCAGUCCGAGGUGCAGAUCACAAAGGGAUCUGAGUCACCGAACUCCUACCUCGACCAGGAGUGUCGGCGGAGGUUUCCCCUGGUGGAGGAGGACUCCAUACUCUACUGCUACGAGUACGACCAGAGCCAAGAGGUGUCGUCGGCCCGAAGAGCCAGCACCCCCACCUAUGGAAGGCUCAGGCCCAUCUCUAUGCCGGUGGAAUACAACUGGGUGGGAGACAACGAAGACCUGGCCAAGCACAAGCGAGAGAGCAGGAGAGAGAAUUCGCUGAUGCACUUCGCCAGCGAAGACAAAACCACCGGGGAUGAGUUCCUGCUGGGUCGCAGCCUGAGUCAGAACCGGCGAAAGGAGCGGGGAAGCAGCCCCACCCACUACACCCUGGUGCCGGCCCUGCAGAUGGACGUCACCAUGUCCACGUCCAGCUCCGACUCGGCUUCCCUGUACCACGUGUUUGAACGCUCCUCGCUGCUCUCAAGGUCGAAGAAGAAGAGUAAAGGUGGAAGCCCCAUGCACUCGGUCAGCAAGCGCCGGAUAUCCUGCCGAGACCUGGGUCACGGCGACUGCGAGGGCUGGCUCUGGAAGAAGAAGGACGCCAAGACCUAUUUCUCGCAGAAGUGGAAGAAGUACUGGUUCAUCCUGAAGGGCACGUGCCUCUACUGGUACAUGAACGAGGAGGACGAGAAGGCGGAGGGAUUCGUGAGCCUCCCGGAGUUCAACAUCGAUCGAGCCACCGAGUGCCGGAGGAAGUUCGCCUUCAAGGCCUGCCAUCCCAAAAUAAAGACCUUCUACUUUGCUGCGGAAAAUGUGGACGACAUGUCACGGUGGCUCAGUCGUCUCAGCAUGGCAGUAGCAGGAUUCUCCGACACGGAAAAAGGUCGCGACCAAGAUUACUGGAGUGAGAGUGAUCAUGAAGACAUGGAGCUGCCCUCGAUGCCCAAACAGGAAAGCCCUCCUCCGCCGUACGACACCUUUCCCAGAGCAGCUUCCGCAAGUCCCUACCUGGAGCCCAAACACCUGUCCUCCUCAGACACCUUCCAGUCCCGUUCCUCUCAUGAAGAGUUCCACUCAGAGCCGCAGGAAAGCGGCCGGAAUAACGGCGUCUCCUCUGGUCAGAUGGUCGGGAAUCACAGGAACUCCUGGCAGGACCAGAUGGAGAACAACGCCCGGAUGCACUACCUUCAGACGUACCCACUGGAGGAGCCCAUGAUGCCUGGCGACAGAGAGCAGCUGGCCAUGGAGUACCGGCGCCAGUCCACGCUGCCGGCCCAGCGGAGCCUCUUGCAGGAGCAGUACAACGCCAUGCCGCUGCCGCUCAGGUCCAGCUUUGAUUCCGAGUCCGGAGGGAAGCCUCGGAGCUUCACGCUUCCCAGAGACAGUGGGCUUCACGCCAUUCUAGCUGCCACUGCUGGAGCGACAGAGCAGAGGGAGACCCGCCAUUACCAGCCGGACCGGACCAGAGACAGAGGACAUGGUCGGGACUUCCGGAUGCAGGCGGAUUCUCUUGGGGAUUUGUACCGAGCUCUGGAGCAGACCAGCCUGUCCACCUCAGCUGACCACAGAUCAGCCAGCCGCCUGGAGUACAAGCGCUCCUUCGUGCGCCGCGUCAACGACCCCCUGUUGAACGACAAACUCCACCGCCUCCGAAUCCUCCAAAGCUCCCUCAAGAACAUCUCUCUUCAAGACACGAAUCGUUCUCUUGGGUUUCUGGGGUAGACUUCAACACUAUCUGUGCCUCGUGCGGUCGGCUUCCCUUCAACGGCGCCACCUUCCUUACCUCCGCGGCUUCUCUCCUCCCACCGUGCUCAACCUCCUCCAGUGAAAAGGAUUCUCGCUCUACUGUCAAGCUGAGGGCUUUGCCGGGUUUGGUACUGACAACAAGCACUUUCAUCGUAUUGUAUGUAUUUGCUGAGCUGCGGCUGGUCGCUAACAGCGCUUCCUGCUCCUGGACAGAACUGUUCUGGAUGUACGCGACAUUUCGUUAUGCAUGCGCGUAUCAGUCAUUGUUCCUUGGGUGUAACAGGCUGUUAACAAGACACUUUCCUUCCCGUGUCACCAGAUUUUGUUUGAAGCUCUUAUGUCUUAUCGAGGUGGUGGAUGAGAAGUGGGGCUAACUGAAGGCACCUUCUGGAGCCAAGGCUUGUCAUGGUGGUCGGCAGGGUUCCCUUUAGACUGGGAGAUUUGCUUGUGUUCCUUUGAGCUUGGCAGCUUCAAAGAGUGGGACUGUGUAUUGGCAGGUAUCUUGCGAUACGAUACGUAUCGCGAUACAGCUGUGGUGGUACGAUACAGUGCAAUCCUGUAACUUCAGCAAUAUAUAUUAUUAUAUAGGGGGUAUCAGAUAAUGCAGUACAAUAUUGUGUUUAUGAAAGCAAGUUUAUUGUCGUGAACUCGGUCCACUUACUUACUGACUGUCAGUUUAAAUUUCCCAGUCUUCCCAAGGAAUGAGCAGCUCCCUUAACCAACUCCAGUUUACAGAGAGAAAACGUUUUUAGUAUGUGACAUGCCACAAAUAUGGCUGCAUGUCCAAGUAUUUAUGUAUUUAAUAUCGCUACAGCCAAUAAAAUAUUGUGAUAUUUCAGCAAAAAUAUCUGGGCAAUAUGACUUUAGUUAGUUAGUUAGUAGAGUGGUAGUUCGUGGGGCGCCAAGACUUCAGGCCAGGAGGGCAUUUUCCUAGUUCAGUUCAUGGAAAUGUGACCAGUGGUAUUUUCUCAAAAAGAUGUCCAAGAUGUAGCUUUGCUAAUUUGCAUUGGGACAAUAGAAGACGCCAUCACUUUCCUGAGCUUGGUGGAAACAACAAAAAUCGACAAUGCUAAAGUUAGCAUUUGUCAAAAGGUGCAGCAGAAUGUCAGAGAAUACGGCUGUUUUUCCGCUUUUCUGCUACUCCUGUCACACAACAUGCUAGUUUUUUCUGUGUCACUUUUAGCAACCACCAAGCCAAGAGGGCAUUUUCCUAGUCAGGUGGGUAAAAACAGGUGAAUUUUUCGUGUAUCAGUGACAAAUAUUCCUGGUAAAAUUAAUCAACAAUUCCCUUCCAUUCCCGCCGACUUUAAGUUUGUCUAGCUAAACAACUGAGGAUGCUAUUUGCAGCGGAUGUUAGCUCGGUUUAACCCUGGUUUAAUGGCUCUGCAAUAAUCAGUCCCCUUCACCGAGAUAAACCAAUGAACAACUCAAGUUCCACUUUUUGUGACUGUGGAAGAAUAAUUUGGGGAAUUCUGAAACUACCUUGGCACCAUCAAGGGAAGCUCUUCCACCUUUGCACCCCCUUCAUCUGGACGCAGCUCCUUCUCUCAUUUCCAAGGAAGACUCCAGUUCUUUAUCGUUCUGAGUCAUAGUUGUUUUACAAACAUCUGCGAGUGACACUAUAAAACCUCAGAAUCUGCUGGUAGGGGAUGAAAAUGUCUUGUUGUAAGUAUAUAUAUACAUAUAUCUAUAUUUAUAUAUAGAUUUAAUUUAACACGACUACAGUGACUACACAAUGUUUUGAGGUACUUAUACAGUUUGUAAACCAAGUGCUGUGCCUCAGUGAUUGUGAAUGUACAUUGUAGAGAUUAAAGCUUUUCCUUCAGAACUAAGACGCUUGGAAGUCACUAGUAUUGUACAUUACAAAAGAAUGAGCAGAGUAGUUGUCUAUUUUUGUAUGCAUGCCACCACCCGGUCGUUUGUAAGAGCGGUUUUGUA